AUGAUUUCACGUACAGUUAGAAUUGCCAGUCAGAGAAGAUUCUUGUCAUCAUCAAGGAUUUUGCUUAAUAAAACCACCAUUGUAGGAACUGAAGCAGAGACAAAAGUUAAGAGUGCUAAAGAUUUGUCCGAAGUUACCGGAGCACUGUCCUUGAUUGGUCCUGGUGCCAAACCUGGUACAAUUCCAACCGAUUAUGAUCAAGCUACGGGUUUACAGAGAUUGGAACUUUUGGGUAAAAGAGAAGGUGUAGAUGUUUUUGACAUGGAAAUGCCAAUUACCGAGGGAAAAGGAACUUUGGAUGACCCAUUCUUAGUACCAACCUAUAUUGGAUACAGAUAUGUUGGAUGUAAAGGAACCACUGAGCUUGACCAUCAGCCAUACUGGAUGAAAGUAGAAGAAGGUAAAUUGUCAAGAUGCUGGAGAUGCGGUACAGUUCUCAAAACUAAGUAUUUGGGUGAGCCAGAGAAUCCAGAAGUGGAUUUGAUGAGGCAUUUUGAAGCUUCAUUUGAAUGCAUAUUUUAUCAAGUAACUACUUUAGAGAAGUGCAUAAGAGACUUUCAGGACAAGUUACAAGAUGUCGAAGCUAUUUACUGCGGAUGGGCCGGAUUUGCACCUAUCGGUGGGUUUAGAGGCAAGCUUAUCACAUAUGCGCCAAAGGGAUUAAAGGUGGUAACAACAUGUUCAAUUGGAGUUGACCAUUUUGACGUGCAAGAGUUGGGUAAUCGAGGGAUUUUAUUGACUAAUGUUCCAUCGGAAUCUGCAUUCGAAGCAGUUUCCGAUUUAGUUCUUUACAAUACCAUUGCAAGUUUCCGGAAUUUCAAAAUCUACGAGCAAAAUUUUAAUGGUGAACUUUAUUCACAUACGGGUACCGUUAGAACGUCUUUGCUUAACGCAGAACUUGAUCAAGUAAAUGGGAAGCCCUUGAUGAAGUUUGUUCCUGGAUUCCUGUUCGGAGAAGCAUGCUGCAAGAGACCUAAUUUGAGCCCUAGAAACCAUCAUGUUGUUAUUGUAGGAUUCGGUAAUAUUGGUCGACUCAUUGGAGUAAGAUUGGCGUGUAUUGGGAUGAAAAUACACUAUGUCAAACGAAAGAGAUUAAGUUUGGAAGAGGAAAAGAGCUUGGGGUAUCAGGUCCAAUUUCAUGCUUCAAUUGAAGAAACUAAAAAAUUCGCCGAUUUGAUUAUAGUAGCUUGUCCCGGUUCUCCGUCCACUAGACACAUGAUUGAUAAAAAGUUGAUUGACACUAUGGAAAAGCCAUUUAGAAUUAUAAACAUAGGGAGAGGUUCUAUUGUUGACGAGAAUGCAUUGGUUAGCGGGUUAGAAGAAGGAAAAAUACUUUUUGCAGGCUUGGACGUUUUUGAACAAGAACCCAAAGUAGAUCCUCGCUUGUUCAAUAGACAGGAUGUUAUAUUAACUCCUCAUAUUGGCUCCUCGGUCAUUGAGAAUUACAAACACACUGCCGAAUGGAAAGCCAUGUCGUCGAUGUACAUUGGCGUUUACAGAGCUGUAUUUGAUUACGAUGCGCAGGCGGACGAGGAGUUAUCUAUUCGAGAGGGAGAUAUCCUAUACUUGUUGGAGAAGUCUGAUAUUGAUGAUUGGUGGAAAGUGAAAAAGAGAGUUAUAGCCACAGGCGAUGAAAUUGUAGACGAACCUUCUGGAUUGGUUCCGUCCAAUUAUAUUGAAACAGCACCGAUUAUACAACAAGCGACUGCAUUGUACGAUUAUGACAAGCAAACUGAAGAGGAGCUUUCAUUUAAGGAAAAUGCAACAUUCAAUGUUUAUGAUACUAAGGACCCCGAUUGGAUUCUUGUGAGCGAUUCGUCUCAACAAGAGUUUGGGUUUAUACCGUCAAAUUAUAUUCAAUUACACUCUGAAACUGGGAAAAGUGCCCAUUCGGAGACUACUCUCCCCCAGCAACAAAUGGCAACUACAAAUAAUGAGCUUCAAAGUCAGCUGUACCAGGAACAACAACAACAACAACAACAACAACAACAACAACAACCAGAGCAGGUUCCAGAGCUACCAGGGCGUGUUCCAAUAACAGCGCCACGCCCAGUGAAAUCUGUCGAUGAGGAGGAGGAGGAUGAGUAUCCACCUCCAACACCACAAAAGGAUUAUCCGCGUCGAUCCGAACAAGAAAGUCGAGUUUCCAACACGAGAUACAACCGCAACAACAACGAUAGAGCAGAAGAAGAAAACGAUGAUGAUGAUGAUGAUGGUCCACCCCCAAUGCCCUCAAGACCAGCUGUUAAUGGACACGAUGUCUCUGGCUCUACUAGGCGAGAAGAAAAUGAAAAAAUUGUUGAGCCGACAGACAAAAAGCACACGUUUGAUGGAGAAUUUUUCACUUGGUAUAUUGAUGAAGUUGAUGGUCGUAAAAAGAGACCCAUUAAAGUCUCAAUUGGUAAUGGUUUGAUUAUCAUUAAACCAAAUGUGUUUAAUCCAAAAAAGCUCAGGUUGAGAUCGGCUUCUCAUUUGGAUAAUCAGUGGAGAAUAAAAGAUUUGAAAAGCUUUAGUAGUGAAAAGAAACACGUGUUUUUAGAGUUGCAAAAUCCAACAGAGUCUGUUGAAUUGCACGCUGGAACAAAAGACGUUGCUGACGCGAUAACCGCGAUAUUGGGAGACUUGAAAGGAGCAGAAGAAGCAAAAGGGUUGAAAGAAGUUCAAAGAGCUUCCCAGGCAAGUACAGGAGGAAGCAACAAAAAAAUUGGGCGUUUGAUUUAUGAUUUUAAAGCACAAGGUGAAGAUGAAUUGAACUGUAGAGAGGGCGAAGAAGUUUACAUUAUUGAUGAGUCCAAGUCAAAGGAUUGGUGGAUGGUUCAAAACAUCAAAACUAAGCGUCAAGGAGUAGUUCCAUCGUCAUAUAUUGAAAUCAUCGGUACAUCAAAUCUUGACAAAUUAACUGAUGGUUCAAUGAGAAGGAAAUCAUCGAGGGGUAAGUUGAUGAGUGGCAGAGAUAAAAACUAUCACCGCGGUGAUAGAAACAGAGAGGAACGGGACAAAGUAAGGGAACAGGACAGGGUACAAAGAGAAAAACGUGGAGCUCUUAGCAACGACCUGGACAAAUCUAUGCCAAACUUCCACAGAGUAAGAACUUGGAUAGAUAGUACUGGAACUUUUAAAGUUGAAGCGGAAUUUUUGGGAUAUGUUGAAGGCAAAAUACACUUGCACAAGACAAACGGUGUAAAGAUUGCCGUUUCCGCUGAAAAAUUGUCACUCGAAGAUUUAGAAUACGUUGAAAAGAUUACGGAUAGAUCACUAGAAAAAUACAAGGAAAUUGUGCAAAGACAAAUGGAGAAACGAGCAAGAUCGAAAUCAAAAUCAGGUGCCACGUCGAGUCAGGAUUAUAGACCCAGACAAUCAGCUACUGCGGCUAUUAACGACCUUUCUAAUCCUUCUCGAUCCUCUCGAUCACGCAGUAAUACACGGACCUCAAUCAAUGGGGCAGCGGCACCUGCAUAUGACUGGUUUGAUUUUUUCCUUGAGAGUGGUGUCGAUGUGGGCAACUGUCAGCGUUAUACGCUUAAUUUUGAGCGUGAGCAAAUGGAUGAAAAUAUUUUAGAGGAUAUCUCUCCUUCGUUACUUAGAACCUUGGGAUUGAGAGAAGGAGAUAUUAUUCGUGUUAUGAAGUACUUGGAUAACAAGUUUGACAGAAAGAAAUCUACAGAACCUGAAUCUCUGACUGGCAGUUUAUUCAUCGAUAGUAAUGGUGCAUUGAAGAACAAUUCUGCAACAGAGUUGUCAAAAGUUACCAGAGACGCAUUACCAUCACCAGUUAAAAUACAGUCUCCUCCUGCAACAGGUACCACUGUUCAACAGGGAAACAAUGAAGAUAACGCCUGGGCCAUGAAACCGGCAGCAAGGUCUAACGAAAAUCUUCUCAAACCUUCUCCUCAACCGCAACCACAAUCUCAACCUCAACCUCAACCUCAACCUCAACCUCAACCUCAAACGGCACAAUAUACUGGUUCUUUGUCUGAUCUUGUGAAUAUCAAACCAAUGGAAAACAAGAAUGAUACCGCUAACCAAACACCUUCGUUGCCACCACUUCAGCCAACAAAAACUUCUUCAUCUCAAGCUACAUCCAAGCCACUUAGAAGUGGUGGAGUCUUGGUCCCAGCGCAACGUACUGGUGGAUUAAUACCAGUGCAAAGGACAGGUGCUGGUUUGGUUGCUAUUCCAACUGGGGGAUUAUUACCUGCACAACCAACCGGUUUUGUUCCCAUUAUUGCUCAACCAACGGGCUUUGUGCCAAUUCAAGCUACAGGGGGACUUCAGCCACAAAUCACAAUUGGAAUUCUUCCUUUGCAACCUGUGUCCACUUUCAAUCAGCAAAGGACUGGGGGAGCUGUUCCUCCACCUACAACAUUUGGAGUUUCUCAGUCUUUUCAACCAAGCUUUGUACCUUUGCAAACAGGCAAUGUUACCAUGCCUCAAACCACAUUUAGCCAAAAUCCUCAAAUUACUGGAGGUGCAUUACCUCUCACCUCAUUUAAUCAGAACCCACAAGUUACAGGUGGGGCUUUGCCAGUAACGUCUUUUGGGCAAGCUUCAGCUCCAGCUCCGGCUUUGGCCCCAUUGGUACCCACGGCUCAGAGAACUGGAGGAGGAGGUCCAAUUGGUGGUGGGUUUGUUCCACAAUCAAAUUUUGGUAAACAAAUCACUGGUGGGUUUAUGAACACCAAUACUAGUUUGGGACAGCAACAACGAACUGGUGGAACGAUGAUGCCACAGAUAUCUUUUGGGAACACAACUACCGGUGGUAACAUGACAACUUCAUUUGGCCAAGCGUCUUUGAACCAGAAUGUGAUUCCACAGCCUUCAUUUGGUCAGCCUCCACCUAACCAAUUUCAACAACCAACUCAGUUUAAUCAAUUUGGUCAGCAGCCUACUCAAUUCAAUCAAUUCAGCCAACAGCCUACUCAAUUCAAUCAAUUCAGCCAACAGCCAACCCUGUUUAAUCAAUUUGGUCAGCAACAGCAACAGCAACAGCAACAGCAACAACCAAACAUAAAUCAAAUAUCAAAUAUGUUUCAAAGCACUUCCCUUGGGUCACCACCAUUGCAAAUGCCUACGACUAGUUUCGGACAAUCCCAAUUUGAAGGAUUUAAUACACAACCAUUACAAUCGCAACCAACUGGAAUGGGGUUUGGUAACGCUCCAUUACAAUACCAACAAACAGGGAAAAGAGCAAAUAUUGCUGCAGCCACGCCAAACGAUCCAUUCGGUUUUGGCUCUUAG
Lodderomyces oxycetoniae is the source of this 5238-nucleotide messenger RNA. It is a transcript of the gene SLA1, whose product is annotated as cytoskeletal protein-binding protein. The record is from RefSeq and is a predicted model, not a curated record. The coding region runs from base 1 to 5238 and encodes 1745 amino acids. Gene Ontology annotation, biological process: mitochondrial electron transport, cytochrome c to oxygen. Gene Ontology annotation, molecular function: oxidoreductase activity, acting on the CH-OH group of donors, NAD or NADP as acceptor; ubiquitin binding; NAD binding. The transcript has 4 exons. Gene Ontology annotation, cellular component: mitochondrial envelope. Lineage: Eukaryota; Fungi; Ascomycota; Pichiomycetes; Serinales; Debaryomycetaceae.